Messenger RNA from Procambarus clarkii (red swamp crayfish), 1978 nucleotides. RefSeq names its product enoyl-CoA hydratase, mitochondrial. Gene Ontology annotation, biological process: fatty acid beta-oxidation. NCBI's taxonomy places the organism in Eukaryota, Metazoa, Arthropoda, Malacostraca, Decapoda, Cambaridae. The record is from RefSeq and is a predicted model, not a curated record. Gene Ontology annotation, cellular component: mitochondrion. Gene Ontology annotation, molecular function: enoyl-CoA hydratase activity.
AAAUGUUUCUCACGAGACUCGUCACAGUGACUAGGUUGAUAAAUAAUGACUUGAUAAGGCUUGAAUGGUGGUGUUAAGGAUGAUAUCGAGGCCAGACGUGUUUAGUUACACUACAUAUAUUUGGGGCGAGGGCUGGGUACAAGUGUAGGGAACCAUUAGUAUAAACUACUGGUCCUCUACCCUUCACCCCAAACUAGUCUGGCUAAUUACCCAAAGUUACCCAAAUCUACUCAAAACUACCAAAAUCUACCCAAACCUACCCAGAGCUCUCCCCAACAUUACGUUCGUCCAAUAGUGUGCUGCUGUCCCCUUUUUCCAGUUCUUCCAGUUCUACUCUUUGUUCAUUGCAGACUAUUCAAGUUUGUUAUAUAAAAUAAUAAUAAUGGCAGGGUUAACAAGAGGUAAACUUGUAACACUCCAGAGAAUUCUAAGCUCUGGAAUGAUUUGUCAGCCUAAUGCCUGUCCUCGUUGGAUCAACUCUCCAUGCACAGCUCGACGAAUGUCAUUAGCUUCUGCUGAUGAAGAUAUAAUUAUUGAAAAGCGAGGAAAAGGAGAUUGUGUUGGUGUGGUCACCAUGAAUCGUCCAAAAGUUUUGAACAGUUUUACCAAUUUGUUCAUGUUGAAAUUGGGAAAUGCUAUUAGAAAUAUGGACUCUGAUCCUGGUGUUGCUGCCAUUGUUCUUACUGGUGGUGACAAGGUCUUUUCUUCAGGUGGUGACAUAAGAGGAAUGCAAGACUUGAAGUUUCAAGACUGUUAUUGGAAGUUCAUGGAAAACUUUGACACCGUUGUUACUGUAAGGAAACCGGUAAUAGCUGCUGUGAAUGGCUAUGCUGUUGGUGGUGGCUGUGAGCUGGCUAUGAGGUGUGACAUCAUCUUGGCUGGAGAGAAUGCCAAGUUUGGUAUACCAGAUAGUAAAAUUGGUGCUAUUGCUGGGGGAGGUGGCACUCAGUGGCUCCCUCAUAUUAUUGGCAAGUCUCGUGCUAUGCAGAUGUGUCUUUUAGGGGAGACCAUAACAGCUCAGCAAGCCAAUGAAUGGGGACUGGUAAGUUCUGUUCAUCCAGCAGACCAAGUGGUAGAUGAAGCUGUUCAACUUGGGGAGAGGAUUGCUCAACACUCCAAGCUGAUUGUGGCUAUGUGUAAGGAGUCUAUCAACAAUUCCUUUAAUUUGCCGCUGAGUCAAGGGCUGCACUUUGAGAGGAGAUUAAGCAAUAUCACAUUUGCCACAAAUGAUCGUCUUGAAGGAAUGACAGCAUUUGCCGAGAAGAGGACACCAAAAUAUACUGACAGUUGAUAUUUUAUAUUAUAAAAAUAACACAAAAAUAAACACUAUUUGCAAAAGAAUAAAUUGAAAAAUGUUAAACAUUUAACGUAUCCAUAGUUUUAUAAUGAAAUGUACAGUACUUUUCUACGGGCAACCCUUUCAGUAGUUUCCAAAUUAUACACAGCACUUCAGCAAGUUUUAGGGCUGAUAAAUAUAAUUAUUGUAAUUUACAAUUUUGGUCAAUUUUAUAUACAAUACAUAGUUCAGAGAAGAGUAUUUUUAAUUUUUUUUUCUACAGGAUGCUACUCUGCUAUUUCUUUUUAGCGGCUGAUACCUCCUCACAGAUGUGGGAAUUGUGAUAAUUAUGAUAUAUUACCAGUUUAAUAUAAUCAUAAGAUUUUGAUUUUUAAUGGGGGAAGGGACCUUUGACAAGCCGCUGGCUAUCUGUCCUCGUCGAAACCACUAGGGUUAUGGCCCUCAGGUAAAUCAGGUAAAUAAGAUAAAAUAUAUUUUUAAAAUCAUAACCGGCUUGGAAAAUUCUUGUAUGCUAUUUUAACCAUCUUAUAUCAUGAAUAAUUUAUUGUACCAUGCAGUACUUUAACAAAUUAAAAAGAUAAAUAUGGGAAAAGACUAGAAUGUAUAUGAUAAUCCAUGAUUGUAACUGAAAUGCCUUUAUAAUUUGUAUAAAAGUUAUGAAUAAAGUUUCCAAAAUCUAAA